UUUUAUUGAUAUUAUUAUUUAUUACUUGGGAGGGCUAUAUCUUAAGCUGAGGAAGCCGGCCAAAUUAACAGGACAUUGAUAAGGAAAGAGGAAAAUCCAGGUGGGUGCGUUGGACUUUUUAAUUUUUUUUUUAUUUUGAAACUUAUCUGGAAGGGAAAGUUUUAUUUGUUUAGAAUGGAUAAAAGGAGCUUGUCCUUGGAAAAUGGCAGCUAUAAAGUUACAGUGGACGAAAAAAAUGGACAGUUGAUACCGAACGGGAAGGGACACGAAGCAGAUCUGUGCUGUAAUGGAUCAACCAAAGGAGGCAUCGUUUUCAACCCCAACGGCAGGGAAGGUGUCCCUGAGAGAGAGACAUGGACUCGGCAGAUGGAUUUUAUCAUGUCCUGCGUGGGGUUUGCAGUUGGACUUGGAAACGUUUGGCGAUUUCCAUACCUGUGCUACAAGAAUGGAGGAGGGGUCUUUCUCAUUCCUUACAUUCUGAUCGCUAUCCUUGGAGGAAUCCCCAUUUUCUUCCUGGAGAUUGCUCUUGGUCAGUUUAUGAAAGCGGGCAGUAUUGCAGUCUGGAACAUCGCACCUAUAUUUCAAGGGAUCGGCUUUGCAUCUGUGGUGAUUGUCUUUUUUUGCAACACCUAUUACAUCAUGAUCCUGACUUGGGGUGUCUAUUACCUGGUGAAAUCUUUCACGGCUACGCUGCCCUGGUCACAGUGUAACAACACGUGGAACUCUCCAGAAUGCGUAGAGAUUUUUAGGCACGAAGACUGCAGCAAUGGCACAGCCAAUUCAACCUUUGGCAACAUGACCUGUGACGAGCUGUCGGACAAGGUGUCCCCCGUAGUGGAGUUUUGGGAGAACAAGGUUUUAAGACUUUCUAGUGGCCUUGAUGAUUUGGGCUCUGUAAACUGGGAGCUGCUCCUGUGUCUGCUGGGGUGCUGGUUGUUGGUGUACUUUUGUGUCUGGAAAGGCGUCAAGUCAACAGGAAAGAUUGUCUACUUUACUGCCACGUUCCCAUAUGUGGUUCUGCUCAUACUUCUGGUCCGUGGUGCUAUGUUGCCAGGAGCUGUAGAAGGUAUCAUUUACUACCUGAAGCCUGAUUGGUCAAAGCUCGGGAGUGCUCAGGUGUGGAUCGAUGCUGGCACUCAAAUUUUCUUCUCCUACGCCAUAGGACUUGGAGCUCUAACAGCCCUGGGCAGCUAUAACCGCUUCAACAAUGACUGCUACAAGGAUGCCUUCGUACUUGCACUGAUUAAUAGUGGGACCAGUUUCUUUGCCGGAUUUGUGGUUUUCUCCAUCCUGGGAUUUAUGGCAAAUGAGCAGGGGGUACACAUAUCAAAAGUGGCUGAAUCGGGUCCAGGCUUGGCUUUCAUCGCGUAUCCACGAGCAGUAAGCUUGAUGCCAGUGGCCCCCCUCUGGUCUGCUCUGUUCUUCUUCAUGCUGCUGCUUUUAGGCUUGGACAGCCAGUUUGUUGGUGUGGAAGGUUUCAUAACCGCCAUUCUCGACAUGCUGCCUGCCCGCUAUUAUUUCCGUUUCCAGAGGGAAGUCGCUGUGGCCAUUUGCUGUUUCGUCAUGUUCCUUAUUGACAUCUCUAUGUUAACAGAGGGCGGCAUGUACAUCUUCCAACUUUUCGAUUAUUAUUCUGCCAGUGGAAUGACUCUCCUUUGGCAAACCUUCUGGCAGUGUGUGGUCAUUGCCUGGGUGUAUGGUGCUGAUAGGUUCAUGGAUGAUAUUGCUCGUAUGAUUGGUUACCGCCCCUUCCCAUGGAUGAAGUGGUGCUGGUCUUUCAUCACUCCCUUUGUUUGUAUGGCCAUAUUCAUAUUUAACCUUGUGAACUACAAGCCUUUGACUUACAACAAGACCUAUAUAUACCCAUGGUGGGGUGAAGCCAUCGGUUGGUGCUUUGCAAUGUCCUCCAUGCUGUGUGUCCCUGUCACCUUCCUAUAUAAAAUCACACGUGCCAAAGGAACACUGAAAGAACGGUGGGCGCACCUGACCGAGCCUGUCUGGGGAGCUCAUCACUUAGAAUAUAUGGCUCCUGAUCAGGAUGUCAAGAGCCUGACCAGCUUGACACCUGUUUCGGACAACAAGGUCAUCAUUUUUGAGAGCGUCAUGUGAAGUCAUCAUCCUCCUGCUUCAGUAUUCUGUGACCAUGUACCCCCGAAAAUGUCCAUUUCAACUCCUUGACCAGGCCAAACACCACUCUUCUGCUGCAUAUUUCUCCCGCAACUUCUGUAGUUCCCUCUUGGCAAUAGUAGUAGUAGUGUAUAGUGAAGGCUAAGCUCCAAAUGUGGCUUUCAUCAGCAAUAGGAAUGUCUAAAUUCAGAAAUUCAAUAUUAGUCUUCGUACCUUAUUAAUCCCAACUACAUCCGAAAAAAAAUGUCAACAACCGUUCUGUAGUCUGAGACAGCACUUGGCUACUUGGUGAUAUUCUAUUUUACUCCAUGUAUUCAAUUAACAUACUGCAUUAAGAGUCCUAACCCAUCCCAAUCCAGUGUUAUUGAUCAUUUGUUUGGAGAAAAUACCAAAUCAAAGUAAAAAACAUUCUACUGGUGUUAUACGUUGAAUUUAAUGUGAAGAUGGAGAGGUAGCAUGCUCAACACGAUUCUGAUGAUCCCGUCCAUAUAAUGUAUUCAUGGAGUAAUCUUGCCAGAUGCCUACUAUGUAGCAGUUAAGAAAUAAAAUAGGACUUUUAUGAACAUGAACAAAAUAUGAUUCUCUGAAUCCAGCCAUCAACAAGUUUUGAAUGAAGUAAGUUCCAUCUGCUUGUAGGUUUCCAGUGGACCUUCGAAAAAUGGAAUUCUGGACAAAAAUAUAAUACUCUGGACAUCAGGUAGGAGCAGUGAAGUCCUACUGCGAUGGAAAAGAUAAUUGUCAUCUUCAGCUAUAAGAAUGUCCAGUCUUUUAUCAGAAGCAGUCACAAUGAAGAAUUUCACCAAUGUUUUAAGUAAUACUUUAGCCACCUUAGAAGCUGCUGACAGCCUGGUCAGAGAUGUGUAGGAAGGAGGAACAUGACUGAAAUGUGCAGACUAAUUGAUGAACAGAAGAGUUGCUGGUAGAAAUAAAGCCCAUGUCUUCGCAUACUACACACAUCCCAAAAUAUCCUUGAAAACAUACAGUGGAAAAAAUUUACCCACAAUGUACUAAUGGGCAGAUCUUGCCAAAGUAAACACUAGUAUUUGGAAAGACUACUACAGCAAGCUAAUGCCAACAAUCAAUGAGAAGUUUGUUGCUCUGCGAAUGAGAGCUCUGUGUAGGGUUUAACCCCUUUAACCCACAUUGCCUCUGAAGUGACUUGCAUCAGAGCAGUGCUUUGCUGACCCCUUCUGGAAUAAAUGUAUUAAUGGGAGCAUUCAUAUAACAGCGAUGUGUCUCUGAAGGAAAUGUGUAAAGAAAAAAAAAUGAAUUUGCACUUUUUUAUAUCCUUACAGUAUACAUGUAUACAGGUAGGCCCUGUCUGGCAACAAAACCCCAAACACCCUUGGAUAGAAAACUUCACAGAUUAGACUGCUGAUUUAACUAGUAUCCGUCCCUGUUGAGAAAGAGUCUCUGCUGCUACAGAUAUUGCUGUGAAGGUUUGCCAUUUUCGACAACAGGAAGCCAUUUUGCUACAAAGAGUAGCCAUUUUGCUGUGUGGAGAAGAUAUAUCCUGCCUCUGUAAAUAGUGAAACUGAUGCAUUAAUCAAUGCAAGUAUUAGAGUACUUUGGAGAACAGCCAUGCUUUCAUCAAACUACAAGGGGUUGUUGACCAAGUUCUCUUGUGAAUUACUGUUUCCUUGUAAGGAAAUGUAAAAUAUUUAAAAGAUAACAUUAGGCUCAAAUGUUAUUGCUAAACAUAUGGAGACAACCCAAUGAAACUACCUUUCGCUACCUCUAAGAUUCUAAAUUCCACCCAAAUGUAGGAAAGCUGGAUUAACCACAAGGAAACUACGAUUUGUCCAUGCCUUAGAUUAGAAAACAAAAACAUAUUGUAGCAUGUUUGCUCACUGUAGCUUCCCAAUUCUCUAAACCAGUGGUCUCCAACCCAGUCCUUGUGACCCACCACCAGUCCAGGAUUUAUGUAUUUCCCUGUUUUAUUCCGAUGGAGAUACUGACAAAACCUGAACAGUUGGUGGUCCAUGAGGACUGGGUUGCCACUGCUCUAAACCAUGUGUAUGUAUCCUGCAAUAGGGGGUCCUGAGUUGGUAGUGUGACAAUAUCUUAUCCUGGUUUUCAAUCACAUCCUGAACAAAGGUUUUGGCAUCUACGACUCUAUAUGCCGUAGUCAACAAUUUUAUUUUUUGGAGAGGCAUGCCUAAAAAAAAGUUGUCAUGUUCUGCACAUAGGCCCUGUAUGACCACUUUUUGCCAGGCCUACAGAUACAAUUAGUUCUUUAUUUCUGGUUUUGAAGUGGUGUUUCACUCUGCAUAUGUUAGGAUCUCCAAUGGGUUGGUAUUGACUGCGAUAAACCCCUUUCUUCUUUCCUGUGGAAUAAGAAAGGAAUUUUCUGAAGACACAGCAACACCAAAGUUCCCAAGUUAACCAGAGGUGUUUUGGAACAUAAGUCAUGGUAGCCAUUCAAUGAUAAAAACACACUUCUUUGUUAAAAGAGGAUCUGUUCUAUAGUUUAUUCGGGGGGGGGGGGGGGGGGGGGGAUUAUCCAAGAUUACCAGGUUUAUGAAUACUACCACCACCUUAAGCACAUUUUACUAAGAUUGCCUACAGAGUUUACUGUAAAUGAAUGUAUUUUUCCAUCCUAAUAUUUCCCAUUGCAGAAUGCUUUGCACACAUUUUUCAAGAUCAAAUUUCUAAUUUUGUUAUAACUAUUUUUUUGUGCCACGGAUAAAGUUUAUUUUUUAUUUUUGUGGGAAGAUGUACAGAGAUACUAUUUGUAUUAAGAAUCUAAAGUAGAAAAAAAUAAAAUAUAUUUUAUGACUGUGUGCUAGAGGGCCCCCUAGGGUGCUUGAAUCACACAGCUAUUCUGUAUGUAGCACAGCUAUCUUUAUAAAUGGUUUGUAACCCCCGUGUGUUGAGUAUAGCAAGACGUACAUUAACUGUGAAAUAUGGUUUGUCUAAUGGAACUGGCUUAUGUUGCACUAUUUACUAUACUGAUCCUAAAAAAAAAAAAAACAGGGAUAGGUAACCUCUGGGAUUUUUAGCCUUUUUCUGUGGAUGGUAACUAUCAGGACCCUAACAAGACAUCUUGAUUUACUGACCAUAGCAGGAGUCCAUGUUGUGUGCCAGAGGUGGCUGAUCCAUGGAUACAGAUGUUGAUUAUUAUUAUUAUUAUGUUAUUAUUUAUAUAUAGCGCCAGCAAAUUCCCUGGCGCUGUACAAUGGUGAACUUUUAUCGAAAAAAAAUAUAGGGUGUUCUAUCAAUGGAACACAGUUUGUGUGACUUUACACACAUUUUCAGAAUUUGAAAUGAUUUAGAAAUUAUUAAGUAGAUGUAGUAAUGGGUGAAUAGUUGAAUAGUCAAAGUUCCUAUAUUAUUCUAAAGAGAAUUGGCCACAAGUUUGUGAACAAGGCUCCGUAGCAUACCCCUAAGUUGGCUUACUAUACCACAGUUCCCGUAUACUCGAUCACCAAGAUGAAUUCUCAAUCAUCUUACAGUGUUCAGUACAGCCAGUGUUGCGGUGGUCUUUACGACACUCCAGAAUGCUUAUGAAGUCCUAAUUCUAUCUAUCGAUUCUGAAAUGUGUCUAUAAUUGUCCAAAAUACUGUUUAUAUUUUGACUGCACUUUAAGAUCUCAGUUCUCUUGCAUUGGUAAAGUUAAUUACACUAUGGAUAAUCUCACAAACCAUUUAAGGCCCGUCCAAUCACAUAUUUUAAUUGAUAAUCCCGUAUACUUACAAUAGCCAUCCAUUUUUGUCGCAAAACCACCAGAUCUGCUUUAUUCAUAAUAAAGUGUAUGAUCCACAGCUCUUUAUUUAAAUGACAUGGAAGCUUUCAGAGUCCAUGAUACAUUUUUAAUAUGUCUAUGCAUUUUCAGCAACAUUUUUCCAAUAUUAGGAAAUAGUGGAACAAGCAGUAUCUAUAGCAUGUACCAGAUAUCUCACAGAAUCUGGACAGCUUACAGACACACUGACGACAUGCUUGAAAAAAAAUACAAUAUGCAAAUAAACCUAGACAAAACAACGAGACGCUGGUCGGAGUACGUUUUGUUUCUCUUAGUAACGUAACUUGGAAAAUGAAAGAGUUUCUGGAGAGACGAUUUCCAGCUUGAACUGUGUGUUUUCCUAAUUGCCUUAAAAAGGGAAUCCGUUGCCAAAAACGUGCUCACAGCAUAUUGUAUGUGAAGCACAACCCUGACCGUUGAUUAUUACACGGUACUGGUAGCAAGUAAAUGUAUUGAUCAAGACAGAGUGGACUUUAUUGGAUCGACUCUGCUUUUUUUCUGACCUCAUCAAACACAUGUAUAAUUCUCCUUCUUAUUGAAUAACUUGCACAUAAGAAAGCAUAUUUUUGUUAUCAAAGAGAAGAGUUUUAUAUAGCGGCACUUCUUAAACCUAGUUUUCUUUUUGUGUGUAGAAGUGCCCUAUCUUCAAGAUGAUCCAAAUUUGAGAUGUUUACUAGGGCUGCCUAUCCUUGCAGACUGUGCCAAUAUACUAUACAGAGUGUGUAAAAUGUAAUCAUUCACAGAAUUCCCAUGGGGAAUGUUAACCCUUCAUAUAUAUUAAAUAGGAGUCGGCAAACUCCAUUGUACGUCCAUAUUUUCUUAUUCUUUGUCCAACUAGUGUAAUGAUUGUCAACACCAAUCUCAAUAAGUUAACUUUUUAUGUUUUUAUUGAUUGGUUUUGUUGAACAUUUUUUUUAAUGGAUAACUUGAAAAUCGGAGCUGAAACCCUCUCUGUUUUCUCGUCAGCAAAUUCCAGCUCUGGGUUUGUUCCCAAUGAAUGGAAAUAUUAAGUGUUAAUGCGGGGAAUGGAACCUCAUGCCAUUCUGACACUACUUGUGUCUUAUGCUGUUUCUGAGUCAUCAAAUCGUCUUAUGCACCUUGUGGGGUUAUUUUUACGUGUGUGUGUGUGAACUGUUUUUGGUUUUUUUUUUGGUUUGCAAUUUCUUAUAAUUUUCUUGUUAAAUACAUUUUUAAAUGUUGCUGCCUCCCCUUCUAAUUGACCUGCAUUUAGCUGUUGAGUUGGAAUAUUGCACAUCUGGGAACUUUUAACAAGAAUUAACAUAGAGACGGAAAUUAUCAUCACUUCUGGUUCUUGUACCCAAUAAAAUUUCAAGUGGAUACCUAGUAUCUCAAAGCCAGCUACAAGAGACGCUGAAUCCAGGAUUCACCUGAUUUGGGUCCUUUAUAUUAGAGCCUGGGUUAUAUGCAAUUGUUAACACAAAGAGGAGCACCGUCACUCAAUUUAAAGACAUUAUAUGCAAUCAAGGAGAUUAUGAACUGUGUGAGACACAAUUUUCCUUUGGACCUAUUGAUGGAAGUAAAAACCCAGAGACUCAGUCAAUAUCGAAAGUUCCCAGGUUUUGAAAUCUGCACCAGCGAAUCAAGUCCGACCCAGCCAUUUUCAGAAAAGACUUGUUUGUUUCUUAGUUUAAGCCUUUUUUUAUUCAGACUCAUAGACUUCACACGGGAGCCUCAAAUAAAGCCCAUUUCAAGUGUUAAUAUUAAAAAUCUGACCAUUAUUGGGUGCAGUGUGGCAGUUCGUGUGCAUCCCCUUUUUAAUGGAACCAAUGGAAUCCACAAAUUUUAAAUCUGUAUAUGUUGUUUUUUUUUCUGUUCUGGAUUUUGGGGCUACAUGAUCUUUGGUAGAAUAAUAAGGAGAAAUUAGGAUUGUCUUCUUCAUUUUGGUUUUCCCAUCAGAAUCUGAUUAUUCCCAAUGUAUCGAUCUAUUUAUUACUUUCUUUAACCAGUUUCCUUUGCGUAUACCAGGGAUGUCCAAAAUGUAGACCCCUAGAUGUUGUAGAAUUCCAGCUCCCAUAAUGUGUUUCCUUUAGAAUGACAAAGCAUCAUGGUAGUUGUAGUUUUAAAACAUCUGGGAAUCUACCUUUUGGGCACCCCUGGAGUAGACCCAUGUCACUAUAUUAUCUACAUGCUACUUAGUUUCUGAAUGGUGUUCUUUAACUAGUAGGUUGAUUAACUAAAUCUGAAGUAGUGCAGAGCUGCCCGAGGGAAUGCAAAUUUUAGGCCAAUAUUGCCAAACUGGUAAAUUUCUUCGUUAAUCUUUAACUUUUUUUUUUUUUACUUCGCUAUUUUGAAAUGUCUUUCCCCGUUCUUCACAAUUCCAUGUUUAGUGAAAAAAUCCCCAAACCUCACCACAAAGCAACUUUAAAUUCUGAUAUCACUGAUAUGUACUGAAUUAUAACCUAUAUAUAUCUGUCUUACAGCAUGUUUGACGUCACCAAAUGUACUCAAAGGGAAAAACAUGAAGAUUUAUAGUUGAUAUAACCAGAGCUUUUCAGCUCUCAUUUGAUCAUUUAGGGCACAGGUAGCUUCAAGAGUCGACCGUUUUGAGGUUUAGCUCAUAAAUUAAAGGAAGAAGCACAGUAUCACUUUAAACAAGAACUGUCCAUUUUAUAUUAUAAAAUUGAUCGUUCCGAUUUGGUCAGUUGAAUUGAAGUAGUUUGGAAAGUCAAUGGUACUUUCAAUUUUUUUUCCUGAAAAUCUUAAAUACCCCAGAAAAUGAUGUAGCCCUGGAGAAAAUAUUGUCUCCCUAGCUUAACGAUCCUUUAACCCAAGAUUAUGAGUAAAUGAUUUUCAGUUCUGUCGGGUGCUCUUUAAAUAGGGAUAAAACAUUUUCACUGGAAGUGAUAGAAACAGAAUUUUCACUAUUUUCUACUGUUUCCGUAUUGCAACAUUUGCAGCCUAAUAAAACUAUAUAGAAGAAAAAUAAAAGCUAUCCCAAAUCCUUUAAACUCAAAAUCCAAUCUGCAGCUUUGAUUAAUGUCCUUGACAAUUUUUUUUCCAUUUUAUGCUUUACCAUAUGGUUUCUAUUUAGAUAAGGAAAAUGAACAUUACAUUUAUGUUGGGCUAUAUUUUAACAGUUAGCAGGCUAGACGGUAAUGUAUAACUUUAGAUUAUGUUAUACGCUCCCUUUGAUGCUUAAAGCGGCACUGUCGGUUGUAGGGUCUUUGCAUUUUGUCUCAUCUUUUAACUGUGUAGGGGAUUUGAAAUCUUUUGAUUACACUGGGUAUACUUCCAACACCCUCAAAAAGAGCUUUUUAUCUUUUCAUCUACUGCAACAGAAGUAUAUUUAGUAUGCAGUAUAUUCAUUUUUAAAUUUAAUAUUUAUAACUUCUUACCAGCUAUACUGCACCUAUUUCUCCAGCCGACUGGGGAAAACACUUUUCCCAACUCUCUGAUGGGGCCAAUCGGUAAACCCAUCUUGUCCCUUUGUUUAAUAAAUUUACUAGCUUAUUCAGCCACGGUAAAUUAGGCCAAAAUUGACAAGGUGUAAAUAUAGGUAAAAAAUAGGUAAAAAAAAUCUGUCUCAAAUUCACAGUUUAAUAAAUAAAGUAUAAAUUUUUGUUCUAUUUGAGUACCCCUUAAGGACACAACUUCAGAAAUAAAAGGGAAUCAUGACGGAAUAUUUCCGUCAUGUGUCCUUAAGGGGUUAAAGCUGUACACGUACAUUUUUUAACGUAUUUUUACGUAUAAAAAGAAUCAAGCAACCCCAUACAGUAUGUUAGUUAUGUUGAAAACAUUUUUUUAUAUAAAUAAAUAUAUAUUUUUGUGGUUUUGUUUUUGUUUGUAGGAAUAGCCCAUUAGUCUUCCUAUGCACUGUGAAAAGUUAGAAUUACUGGUUUUGCAAGUUUUCGUGUACUUCUAGGGAUCUCGAGUUUAUUACGUGAGGAAUCGUGAAUCCAAGAUAUUAUUAAACUGACUGAGGUGACCUGAAAGAAGAACUCUUUUAGAUAAUUCCGUCCCUUUAAUCACUGUUAAAAUAUCAGUUUACAUUAAAUUCCUAAAGUACCAGAAUGGAUUAAGGCUUCCAAAUUCUAUGGGGAUGUUAUAAAUUAUGAUAUGAACAAACUUCUAGUGUUAUCAUUGUAUGGACAACACAAAUGGUGAUUAAAAAAUAGGCUAAAUUGCCAAGUAUUAGAAUUUACUGGAGAAUUUUCGGUUAUACACAUUUCUCGUCAGAGAUGACAUUUAAGAAGAUGAGGUCUGUUUAAUCAGCCGAGCUAUGGAUAAACAAUACUCGUUUCCAGUUGUAACUAAUGGACUGACAUGACUUUAAGAUUUAACGAAAUGUGCUUCAUCUGCCUCCGAGGGGUCCUAGGAGACUUUUACCUGUGUGUUUAUCAUUGGCCUGGUUUACUAAAUACAGCUAAGCCAUGAUGUCUAUUCUUGCCCAUUAAGUUAUAUAGGAUGAAUGGUGCCUUAGACCUUUAGUGCUUGGUAAAUGUCACUUUUUGCGAUCAACACAAAUAGUAACGUAGAAACCCUACCACCUGUAGCCAAUUUCUAUACUAUCCUAGAGACUGCCGCACUGAACUGCAUUAAUGAGCUUUUAAUAUGAGUCUUCCCAUAGGAGCUUUAUAAAAAAAUAAAUUACAUACCUCUGUUAAAUAAAACAAUGAGCUUCAUGCUUUUGCACUGUGAUCAUCUGCUAGAUUCACUAAACAUGGCAAUAAUAACAUUAAAAAAGAUUUGAUUUUUGGAAACAAAAA
Pelobates fuscus (common spadefoot toad) is the source of this 10596-nucleotide messenger RNA. It is a transcript of the gene SLC6A8, whose product is annotated as solute carrier family 6 member 8. The transcript has 13 exons. The record is from RefSeq and is a predicted model, not a curated record. Gene Ontology annotation, biological process: sodium ion transmembrane transport. The coding region runs from base 175 to 2109 and encodes 644 amino acids. Gene Ontology annotation, molecular function: gamma-aminobutyric acid:sodium:chloride symporter activity. NCBI's taxonomy places the organism in Eukaryota, Metazoa, Chordata, Amphibia, Anura, Pelobatidae. Gene Ontology annotation, cellular component: plasma membrane.